Ophidiomyces ophidiicola is the source of this 609-nucleotide messenger RNA. It is a transcript of the gene RPL16A, whose product is annotated as 60S ribosomal protein L16A. Gene Ontology annotation, molecular function: structural constituent of ribosome; mRNA binding. NCBI's taxonomy places the organism in Eukaryota, Fungi, Ascomycota, Eurotiomycetes, Onygenales, Onygenaceae. Gene Ontology annotation, biological process: negative regulation of translation; translation. The transcript has 5 exons. The record is from RefSeq and is a predicted model, not a curated record. The coding region runs from base 1 to 609 and encodes 202 amino acids. Gene Ontology annotation, cellular component: ribosome; cytosolic large ribosomal subunit.
AUGUCCACUUUCGAGCCUGUGGUCGUCAUUGACGGCAAGGGACAUCUCCUUGGUCGCCUCGCAAGUACCGUUGCGAAGCAGCUCCUCAACGGCCAAAAAAUCGUCGUUGUGCGCUGCGAGGCUCUCAAUAUCUCUGGCGAAUUCUUCCGUGCCAAGCUAAAGUACCAUGCCUACCUCCGCAAGAUCACUCGUUUCAACCCAACCCGAGGAGGUCCUUUCCACUUCCGCGCCCCAUCCCGGAUUUUCUACAAGACCGUCCGAGGCAUGAUCCCACACAAGACUGCCCGUGGCGCUGCUGCUAUGGAAAGAUUGAAGGUGUUCGAGGGUGUUCCACCACCAUAUGACAAGAAGAAGAGAGUUGUUGUCCCUCAAGCUCUCCGAAUCCUUAGACUCAAGCCCGGCCGAAAGUACUGCACUGUUGGUCGUCUGAGCCACGAGGUUGGAUGGAAGUACCAGGAUGUUGUUGCCAGACUCGAGGACCGGAGAAAGGUCAAGAGCUCGGCAUACUACGAACGCAAGAGAGCUGUGCGCAAGCAACUCGCUCAGUCCCAGAGAUCCGCUACUGUGGAUCAAAAGACAAAGGAACAGCUGGCUUCUUAUGGUUACUAG